AUGGAUCCUUUCGAGUAUAAUGCCAACCCCGGACGAGUGGUGUUUGGGCCAGGAAGUAUCAACAAACUCCCUGAAGAAAUCACACGACUGGGACUGAAAUCGCCCCUCCUUCUUUCAACACCUCAGCAAAUCGACCAAGUCGAAAACCUCGCCAAAAUCCUUUCAGCCUCGGGCAUCGAGCCCGCAGGCACCUACUCCAAUGCCACUAUGCAUACCCCCUCCCACGUUACCGAAGAAGCCUUGUCCUACGUCAAGACAAAGUCUGCAGACCUGGUGGUGUCAAUAGGAGGAGGAUCAACCAUAGGCCUGGGAAAAGCCAUCUCGGUGCGCACAGGGCUCUAUCACAUCUGCAUACCAACCACCUAUGCCGGGAGUGAAAUGACUCCCAUUUUGGGCGAAACUCAAGACGGUCGCAAGACAACACGGUCCGACCCCAAGAUCUUGCCGGGCACCGUCAUCUAUGAUGUUGAUCUGACCAUGACCCUGCCAACGUCUCUCAGUGCCACAUCCGGAGUCAACGCGAUUGCCCAUGCCGUGGAAGCACUAUAUGCAAAGAACAAAAACCCCAUCAUCUCCCUUCUUGCCAUCGAGGGCACACAAGCUCUAGCAGGGUCACUGCCACAAAUUAUCCAAAGCGCUUCCGACCAAGCUGCACGUGAGAAGGCGCAGUACGGUGCGUGGCUCUGCGGUGUCUGUCUCGGCAGUUCGGCUAUGGCCCUGCACCAUAAGCUCUGCCAUACGCUAGGUGGAAGCUUCAAUCUCCCGCACGCCGAAACCCACACUAUUGUUCUCCCGCACGCCCUCAGCUAUAAUGCUCCGGCAAUCCCGGACGCCAUGGCCAAACUUGCAGCAGUCCUUCCCGGAAGUGACGGCGAUGCCACCAAAGGUCUCAACGUCCUUCUAGAGAAGUUGAAGGUGAAGCGAGCCCUGAAAGACUACGGAAUGAAGGAGGAAGAUAUCGACAAAGCGGCCGACAUUGCCGUGAGCAAUCAAUAUCCCAACCCAAGGGAAGUCCAGCGAGGACCCAUCAGAGAGCUCAUCCGGAGAGCGUGGGCCGGGGAAGAUGCCCGCGCGGAUCUGUAG
Messenger RNA from Exophiala mesophila, 1083 nucleotides. RefSeq lists its product as uncharacterized. NCBI's taxonomy places the organism in Eukaryota, Fungi, Ascomycota, Eurotiomycetes, Chaetothyriales, Herpotrichiellaceae. Gene Ontology annotation, cellular component: mitochondrion. Bases 1 to 1083 code for a protein of 360 amino acids. The transcript has a single exon. The record is from RefSeq and is a predicted model, not a curated record. Gene Ontology annotation, molecular function: maleylacetate reductase activity; alcohol dehydrogenase (NAD+) activity; metal ion binding.